GAUAAUUGAAAUCGUCGAAUAGGCAGUGUUUACCCCCGGCAAAGAAUUAUCAAACGUGAAGUGACUUGACUAGAUUACGCAAGAUAAUCACUGGUCACAUGUAAUCUGUUAAAUCAGAUUCGAUAGAAAUCAUAGACCGUCCACUUCGCGCGUUAGUAGUUUGAGGUCUGAUAGCAAGACCACAACUUAUGUUCACAAGUGACGAGAACAUUGCUGGUGUUUGGAUGCGAAAUACAAUAAAUAACCGCGGCUGAAUUGUUAUAUAAUUAGUAUCGUGGUCAGUGUAGAAGAAAAGACAAUAAAGACAAUAAAGAAGUGUUUUCAAUCAUGUCGGACUCAAAUGAUGCAAAAUCUUCAGGUGAAUACCGAGUCGAGAGUGACACGUUUGGCGAACUAAAAGUACCCGCAGACAAAUACUAUGGAGCUCAAACGAUGCGUUCAAAAAUCAAUUUCCCGAUUGGUGGACGGACGGAACGAAUGCCCGAACCAGUCGUGAAAGCCAUGGGUAUUUUGAAGAAAGCAGCCGCUGAAGUCAACAAGGAAUACGGUCUUGAUGCAAAAGUUAGUGAUGCCAUCUCAAAAGCAGCUGAUGAUGUUAUUUCGGGCAAAUUAUAUGAAGACCACUUCCCGUUAGUUAUUUGGCAAACCGGGUCUGGAACUCAAACAAAUAUGAAUGUGAAUGAGGUAAUCAGCAACCGAGCUAUUGAGCUUUUGGGUGGAAAAUUGGGAUCUAAAAAUCCCGUACAUCCCAACGACCAUGUAAACAAAUCACAAAGUUCAAACGAUACUUUCCCAACUGCCAUUCAUAUUUCCGUUGCAAUGGAAUUGAAUUGCAAUUUAAAGCCCGCAUUGAAGAUCUUGCAUGACGCUCUGAAGCAGAAAUCGGACGAGUUUAAGGAUAUCAUUAAAAUAGGAAGAACUCACACCAUGGAUGCCGUUCCUCUAACAUUGGGUCAGGAGUUCAGUGGUUAUGUUCAACAAGUAGCCUACGCAAUCGACCGUGUCGAUGCAGUCUUGCCCCGUGUCUAUGAACUCGCCUUAGGUGGCACAGCCGUUGGUACUGGUUUGAAUACAAGGAUUGGAUUUGCGGAAAAGUGUGCAAAGCGCAUUGCCGAGUUGACUUCAAUGCCAUUCGUUUCUGCCCCAAACAAAUUCGAAGCCUUAGCCGCUCGCGAUUCAAUGGUUGAAGUUUCGGGUUGUCUGAACACAAUCGCCACUAGCUUCAUGAAAAUAGCCAACGAUAUUCGUUUCUUGGGUUCUGGACCACGUUGCGGCUUGGGUGAAUUGAGCUUGCCAGAAAACGAGCCAGGCAGCUCAAUUAUGCCGGGCAAAGUGAACCCAACACAAUGCGAAUCUCUAACAAUGCUCUCGGCACAAGUGAUGGGUAAUCAUGUUGCCGUGACGAUUGGUGGAUCAAACGGACAUUUCGAGCUGAAUGUGUUCAAGCCUUUGAUUGUUUCUAAUGUUUUACGAUCAAUUCGAUUGCUCUCUGAUGGUGCGAGAACAUUCACUUCCAAUUGCGUGGUAGGCAUCAAACCUAAUCGGGAUCGCAUUGCUAAAAUCAUGCAUGAAUCGCUUAUGUUAGUCACCGCACUCAAUCCACACAUCGGCUACGACAAAUCUGCGCAAAUCGCAAAGAAGGCACACAAGGAAGGAACUACUUUGAAGGAAGCCGCCAUUGCUUUGGGACAUUUGACUGAAGAACAAUUCAAGGAAUGGGUACGACCGGAAGAAAUGUUGGGACCAAAGUAAACAUUUUCAAAGACAAAGACAAAAUAUUCAGACAGUGCUGGACAUCUUCUGUUAACACCUUUCACAAAACGAUAAUUUAACUUCAUUUUGUAAGGAAAUAUUGAUCGGUAAUUAAUAAAAUCAAAUUUUAAAUUAAAA
Hermetia illucens (black soldier fly) is the source of this 1890-nucleotide messenger RNA. Its product is annotated as fumarate hydratase, mitochondrial-like. NCBI's taxonomy places the organism in Eukaryota, Metazoa, Arthropoda, Insecta, Diptera, Stratiomyidae. Gene Ontology annotation, molecular function: fumarate hydratase activity. The record is from RefSeq and is a predicted model, not a curated record. Bases 328 to 1752 code for a protein of 474 amino acids. The transcript has 6 exons. Gene Ontology annotation, cellular component: mitochondrion; tricarboxylic acid cycle heteromeric enzyme complex. Gene Ontology annotation, biological process: fumarate metabolic process; tricarboxylic acid cycle; malate metabolic process.